UUGAACUGUUUCUGAGUGUAGUUUCAUGGCGUUGUGGUGAACCAACCUGAGCCAUGGCAGACUGGAAGACACAGAUAAGCUACAACUACAACCCUCCUUAUCAUGCCUACGUGUAAGGCAUAAUGUACCUGUCUGGGCCCGAGCAGAACCACGGCAACCUGACCCGCUGGGGCGAAGGCACAUUCAGCAACCUGAGCAACUACAACGCCGGGGUACCACCGGCCUACUGCUCCGCCGCCAACACCAUCAACACCGAGGACGAGUCUCCGCCUCCCACCCCGGAGCAGAAUGCCGUUAACGGUCACUGCCACUACCAGGCCUCCGGGGUUGUGUAUUUCAGUGAGUCCCAGACAGACCGCCUGCUGCUGGCCGGACCCCAGCAGGCUGCAUACAAAGCCCGGGAGAACGAGGUAGGACGGCUCGGGAGCGACACCAUUAGCAAUACCGAGGCGUGGCGCACUUCACCAGACUCCUGGAGCUCCAGCAGCAGCAGCAAGGAGGGGAGCCUCCCCCUGGCAGAACCUGCUACAUGGGUCAAGAAAGACCUUCUUGAGGAGGUCAGCAGAAAGAGCCCCGAUGCCAACAGAACCAUCUCCAGCUCCCUGAGAGAGGAGUCAAAAGUGUUGGCCACCACUGAAGGCGAGGGCACCAACAACGACACCUCUGCACCACCUUUAACUGACCCAAAGAAGCAAGGUGCAGCCGGCGUAAACAAUCCUAAAGGAAAGGUCCGGACACGCUUCUCAGAGAGUCAGGUGAACACCCUCAUCCAGCGUUUCAGUGUGCAGAGGUACCUCACCCCGUCUGAGAGGAAGAGCCUGGCCGAGCUGACAGGCCUGACCUACAAACAGGUGAUGACUUAGUUUCAGAAACGAAGGAUGAAGCUGAGGAGACACCAAAAGGACACCACCUGGGUGUCAGAGCGCUUUUCUGUCAACAAGGAAAGCAUGUACUCCAACAUGGCCUCUCAUAUGCCACCAUAUCAGGGAGAGGCGCACCCUCCGCUCAGGGAGCAUUACAACCAGCACAUGAUGGAGGCGGCCUUCAAGAAG
Molecule: messenger RNA, 1052 nt
Organism: Acanthochromis polyacanthus (spiny chromis)
Lineage: Eukaryota; Metazoa; Chordata; Actinopteri; Pomacentridae
Exons: 1
Coding region: 123-863 (246 amino acids)
Biological process (GO): regulation of transcription by RNA polymerase II
Molecular function (GO): RNA polymerase II cis-regulatory region sequence-specific DNA binding; DNA-binding transcription factor activity, RNA polymerase II-specific
Source: RefSeq, a predicted model, not a curated record